UCUCCUUCCACACUGGUCCUGGCGUUCUCCACUGUCAUCCGAGAUCCUCCUCCGCCUCUCACUGUUUACCCACCACCCGCCUGGCAACCGUCUGCGUGCUCGGGAUUACCAGAGGCCUUUUCUUUCAACGCCACCAUCUCAGCCUUCCUUCAGCUGGAUUUCUUUGGGAAUUAGGGGUCUGGAGAUCUGAACUGAGAAGGGCUGUAGAAGAGAGUGGAGACUUCGGCUGCCCACAUCCCUGACUCUUUCUCCUCUCUUCUUUCUUGGGAGUUUCGGUUGAAUCUGACAGGAAAGAGUGGGGGUUUGCAGGACUCCCCACACCAUGGAUCACUCUCUGUUUGGUUGUCUACGCAGCCCUCACGCACCAGCCCAGGGCCUGCACCCCGCCAUCACCCAGUCGCCGCUGACCCUGCAUGGUCGGAGUGACCACAUCUCCUACCUGGAUCUACCCAGCUCUUCGCCCCCCUACAACUACUCUGGUGGAGAGGACAAUGGAGUGUUUGGCAGUCCAGCCCACCGAGGCCACCUGCCCCAGCAGCAGCAUCCCCUCCACCCUCAGCACCCGCCUGGCUGGCCCGUCCCCCUGCAGAUGCCCUCACCUAAUGCUCGGCAAAACGUCUGCCUGCCGCCGCUAGAAGCCACGGCCCCAGACCUCUGCACUGGGAGCCCAAACCUGUGCAGCAUCGACCCAAGUCAGGGCAGCAGUGACCCCACGGGUGCAUCAUGUGUGUCUAGGGAAUAUGGGCAGCAAACUGUGUCUUCAGAAGAUCCAGACAGAAGGAGCCGUAGAGGCAAGAAUGAUAACUCAGAGUCCCAAGACGGGAGCUAUAAGUCAGACAUGAACAGCAAGCCCAGGAAGGAGCGCACAGCCUUCACCAAAGAACAGAUCCGGGAACUGGAGUCAGAGUUUGCACACCACAACUAUUUGACCAGACUGAGACGCUACGAAAUAGCUGUCAACCUCGACCUCACGGAACGACAAGUAAAGGUGUGGUUUCAGAACAGGAGGAUGAAGUGGAAGCGUGUGAAGGGAGGCCAGCAAGGGGCAGCAGCUCUUGAGAAAGAACUGGUGAAUGUGAAAAAGGGGAUCUUACUGCCGUCUGAGUUUUCAGGGAUGGUAGGACGGCAACGCACUGCUAGCUCACCAAGGCCGGCGACAGAGGAGGACAGUCAUGACAGUGACCAGAGUUCAGAGAAUCCUCACCUAUGACACCCAUAGUGGUAUUGGACAGGAAACAUUGGGGAGAUGUAAAGAUCACCUGUAUACAGCUUGCUGUGAGCAAAGCAUCCCAACAGACAAUAACAUGAGUCUCAGAGAACAUUCCAGAGAUGCUUUGUUUUUGGGUUUUGCACUGUCAAGGAUUUGUUGCAGUCAAAUUCUACUGUACUUCAUUGAGCAAUCAGUGAGAGCGUUUAUGUUGGGAGUACAGUGAACUGAAGGACUCAUGCUUUUGAAUUCUAAUAAUUUAUACAGCCAAGGCUGUUACCACCAUAAACUCAAACUACUUAUAAUGUAACUAAAAAUUGUGUUUAUCCUCUUGUCUUGCUUUUCACUCUUUCUAAAAGCUGACAUGCUUUAAUUUGCAAAAACUUGGAUUUUCAAUGCGAAUAAAUCCCAAACAAUUAAAUAAUGCGUUAGUGGCAGUUUGUUAGCAUGGAUACACUACCUUCAUAGGCAAAGCAGUCAGCUGCCCUGAGCUCCUAACAGCCAUAUUUAUUAUGAUGUUUGGACAUAAAAAAUAUAAGAUUAUGUUACUGUACUAUGUCAUACAUCCAUUUUGUAUCACUGUCAAUCUCCCACCAUAUUAUAGAUUCAUUCAAACCUUUAGGUAACCUGCAAUUAAACACAUGUUAGACAUUCCUUAUAUCAUCACUUUAAUGCAAAUUUUGACAGUAAACAGGUGAAAAUGACCAUAUAUUGUAAUAACAAUGAUGUUAAGAUAAAGGUAUGUGACUCAUGAAACAUUUUUAAAAAAAAAAAUGUUUCGAAGUUGUCCUACAGGUGUUCACGUAUGUGGAUUAGCUGCACAUGAUUAUGUUAUUAGCAGAGUGUGUGUUGUUAGCAUGCAUUUGUUCUUAUCUACUGUAUAGCUAAUGCAAAAGGCUAUAGUCCAUCGUAUCUGACAUUUAAAAACCCUGAAGAUUUAUCAGACUACUUUGAGCUGACAACACAGCAUGAAGUCAACUCUAAGUGUACGUUGCACUUUGUCGAAUGGGAGGAUGCUGUUGCCAGACACCGGUGUGCUAUCUUGUUCUUCACCAAGACUGAGAGGCUGGUAAACCUGCAGACGGGACUGAAUUGAGGUACUGCACUUUCAUUUUUGCUCACUCAUUUGAGCGAACCGGCCAUAAGUUUUGGGCCUCACCAUAACCAAGUUUGCAUCAAGCCUGCAACAGGAUUUUUUUUAUUUGUACAUUCCUGAAUGCCAGCUUAGUUGUGUGAUUAAAGGGAUAUUUCAGUGUAAGAUUAAU
Molecule: messenger RNA, 2472 nt
Organism: Acanthopagrus latus (yellowfin seabream)
Lineage: Eukaryota; Metazoa; Chordata; Actinopteri; Spariformes; Sparidae
Product: homeobox protein MOX-2-like
Exons: 3
Coding region: 323-1210 (295 amino acids)
Biological process (GO): positive regulation of transcription by RNA polymerase II
Cellular component (GO): nucleus
Molecular function (GO): DNA-binding transcription factor activity, RNA polymerase II-specific; RNA polymerase II cis-regulatory region sequence-specific DNA binding
Source: RefSeq, a predicted model, not a curated record